AUGGUUGUCGAGCUUGUGGGAGGUGCCCUGCAGUGUGUCCGAGAGGCGGCCGCCCCGAGCCUCCCUGCGGCGAAUGCGGCGAUCCGGAGUUUGGGUGCGAGCUGGGCACGGGUUCUGGCGCACCUGGAGCGGAUGCAGGUGCAGCGCCAGGAGCCGGAUCAGCACAGCCAGAACCAGUUGCUCGCCGCCGCGCAGUCUGCCGGUGCUUGGCGUUUUGCGCUGGCCCUGCUGAAGGGACCGGAGCAAGAUCCCUUCGCAGAGGCUCGGCGGGCGGCCAAGCUGUACCAACUGGGAGGACCCGUGCCGAUGUCGGAAGUUGCCGCGAUGGAGGGGCGAAGCCUCCCCGAGCUGGCAGCAGUUCUGUGGUCCCUGGCCGCCGUGGCAUCCGAUGAGGCAUUGCUCCUGCAGGUGCAGAAGGAGAUCUGCAGCAGGAUCCUGGGUGGUCAGGUGCGAACCCUGGAGACCCCGAGUCUGGGGAACGUGGCUUGGGCCCUGGCGACGAAGCCCCCGAGAGACCGGAGGUUGAAUGAGGUGAUGGCCCAGAUCCUCCGAGAGCUGCUGGGGCGGUCCACGACGCUGCCCCGCCAAGCGCCCCCCUCCGCGUUCGUCGUCAUGGCGGAGGCGGUGCUGGCCACCCUUUGGGCCGGACAUGUGCUCGAGCUUGGCAUCGGAGGCGGCGCGCAGGUCGGGGAGGUGCUGAGAUCACUGGGGCGGGCGCUGGACGCUGGCAGCUGCACCCGGAACAUCCUGCCAAGCCUCCCCACGGUCACAGAGGAGGCGCCGUCUUCCUUGCCGCGGAAUGUGUGGAGCUUCAGGGAUGGCAUGGUGCUGCUGAAGCCCGACGGCUGGCAGAUCUACGACAAGGUCGAGGUUGCCUCCGAUCCUGGCGGCCCGCGGCUCCGUGGCAACUUCUCAGCUUUUUGGGGGUCCCAGUGGCCUCGGCGGCGGCACCCGCUCCCUGCAGACCUCUCCUGCAACUGUGGGUUCCUCCAUCGCCUGGACGUGCCGAGUUCCGGUCUCAUCCUGGCCGCCAGCUCCUACCAGAUGUACUACGAGCUGCGCCGGCAGCUGGCCGUCGGGUCUCUUCACCGGGAGUAUGCGGUCCUCAGCCACGGCUGGGUCCCCGGCCGCACGGAGAUCGGAGCCCCGGUACGGUGGUCGUCCGCGAGCGUCGCGCGGCAGGAGCUCACCAAGGUCACGAAAGGAGGCUGGCCCGCCAAGACCUACCUCCUUGCUCGUGCGCACUUGGCCGCCGAAGGCCUUGCCCUGACUUUGCUGGACGUCCGCAUCCAGACGGGCCGGAGGCACCAGAUCCGCACACACCUGGCGCAUGUCGGCUUCCCCUCCCUGGCGGACGGGAAGUACUCCGCCGACGGAACCUACCAAAUUGAUGCCCAGUGGUGUCCCCGCAACUUUCUGCAUCGCUACCAGCUUCGGUUCUCUGUGCCGCAGGCGUGCAAGGAUGUGCCAGUCUCCUUCCUGGAGCCCUUGCCGCUGGACCUCCGGCGGGCCCUAUCCGCAACCGCCAUCCUGAAGCUCUUCGGAGCAGCAGAAGACUGGCUUCGGCUGCUCCAAGCCUGGAAGCCCUAG
Molecule: messenger RNA, 1590 nt
Organism: Symbiodinium natans
Lineage: Eukaryota; Dinophyceae; Suessiales; Symbiodiniaceae
Source: the annotation of a GenBank genome assembly